Dacryopinax primogenitus is the source of this 1116-nucleotide messenger RNA. RefSeq lists its product as uncharacterized. Bases 1 to 1116 code for a protein of 371 amino acids. NCBI's taxonomy places the organism in Eukaryota, Fungi, Basidiomycota, Dacrymycetes, Dacrymycetales, Dacrymycetaceae. The transcript has 3 exons. The record is from RefSeq and is a predicted model, not a curated record.
AUGUUCUGUUUUGGACGUCAAGACCGGUUGACGCAGGCGGAUGUCCUCGAUGCGAUCUACAGCGAUCCGACCUCGUCAGCGGUCAACAUCCUUUCGGCAUACAUCGAGUCCAAGCAAGCAAAAGGCAGAUCCACCCAGCAUAUAUUAGAGAAACUCUUCUCUCUCGAGAUCAUCUGCGCGCUAGACCAUACUCUGCAGCCUGCGUUUCGCUUGGCAAGAGAACGGACCGGAUUGCCGACGACAAGCACGAUCCGGUUGUAUGCGUAUGAGACGGACGAUACCGAUAUCGCGCAUUUUCAGCCUCCUGUUAUCAUCAUCGACUCGGACGAACCGCCAGAAUCUCAAGUGCGUCCGACCGCGGUGCUCUCUAUGGUAGAGUCAAACCCCCGUUCCAGUGCUACCAUCACCAUGUCAGGCGGCUCACUCUCGUCGCCCAUCACUUCGAACGUCGUCCUCGCUGCCUGGACGUAUCCAGAAGCUGACAAAGCUGCUGGUGCAAAGAGCACACACUCUUGGCAAACGAUCUAUGAGGAUGGAGGAUCCCUUCGGUCUGCACCCGAGAGCGCUGCCGUUUCUCACCCAUCCUCGAAGAGCUCUGGACAAUCUCGACCCUUGACACGGCUCGCCUCCAGCACCUCAUACAGCGCAAGCGAUGGUUCUUCGGGUACGAUUUAUCGGACAGGUGGAUCGCUCACUUCGCGCUCCUUGUCUUUGGCUGGGAUGUCUAGCGCUAUAGCUGUCGCCUCUUCAGUAGGGAGCGAUGCGGCAGAUGACAUGACGUCGUCUCUUCCACCACGCCCGCCGCCCCGUAGGGCAACUGGACCAACUGUGCGGAAUCAUUCCAAUAGUCUUCCCCUACGGCGAGCGGACAGGACACCUUAUACCGGGCAGCAUCAGCCUCACGAUUCAGGCGCAGCGCGCGAAAUCAUACAGGUGCAAAAGCAAGUUAGGCGUCCUAAGGCCAAUUCGACCAAGUCUGAUUUCCCCCUUCUCGGCGUACCAGUUCUUGGCGAGCCACUUCCCCCGCCUUUUCGUCUUCCAGAACUGUUCAUCGAACCACCCAUACCAUCGCGCAAGUCUGGUGGGCAGAAACGGAAACACCGUAAGGGGAAGUAG